Messenger RNA from Solea senegalensis (Senegalese sole), 1184 nucleotides. RefSeq names its product beta-1,4-galactosyltransferase 3-like. The record is from RefSeq and is a predicted model, not a curated record. Gene Ontology annotation, biological process: carbohydrate metabolic process. The coding region runs from base 123 to 1184 and encodes 353 amino acids. The transcript is spliced from 6 exons. Lineage: Eukaryota; Metazoa; Chordata; Actinopteri; Pleuronectiformes; Soleidae. Gene Ontology annotation, molecular function: glycosyltransferase activity.
GAUUUAAAAACUACAGUCACUGUGACUUACAUUCAGAGGAAAAAGUGCAGCCGCAGCAGUUUGACUUCUGCCUCUGGUGAAGAAGAAGAAGUGAGUGAAGGUCCAGGCGACUGAAGACUCCUAUGGACACAUGUGCGCACGUCAGCUUUCCUGAAAGCAUCAUGAUUAAGAUCCAGCCGAAGUGGCGUUACAUUUUCUUGUUCCUGCUCAUCCAGCUGCUGGUCACGGCUCUACUGUCCUGCAAGGAACACAAGGAGUGGCUGAAGAACGCCUUCAACAUCUUCUGCCAAGGAGAUGGAGAAGACGUGUACGCCAACCUGCCCCACGUCCCCCGGGAUCACACAGGUGGACCGGUUCUGUCCUACUGCCCCAUGAUGUCCCCUCUCAUAGUUGGACCGAUCCGUGUCAGGUUCUUAUCGCCGCCAAGUCUGGAUUAUGUGCAGAGGAAGAAUCCCCUGGUGGUGAAAGGAGGACAUUACAAGCCUCCAGACUGUGAGGCCCGGCAUCGAACCGCCGUCAUCAUUCCCUUCAGAGGCCGAGAACAUCACCUCAAGUUCCUGCUCUACUACCUCCACCCUUUCCUGCAGCGACAGCAGCUCAACUAUGGGAUUUAUGUCAUUCAUCAGGCCGGAAACUACACGUUUAACCGAGCCAAGCUGAUGAACGUGGGCUUCAGUGAAGCCAUGAAGGACAAAGACUGGGACUGUCUCUUCUUCCACGACGUGGACCUGGUUCCUCUGGACGAUCGAAACCUGUAUGCAUGCGACUCCAACCCCAAACACGCAGCCAUCGCCAUGGACAAGUUUGGCUACAAUCUUCCCUAUGACACGUACUUUGGAGGCGUGUCAGCCAUGACUCCACUGCACUACUUCAAAAUUAACGGUUUCCCCAACAACUACUGGGGCUGGGGGGGUGAGGACGACGAUAUCGGGCUCAGGGUGAGUCUGGCAGGGAUGAGCCUCAGCCGUCCAUCAUUGCGGAUCGGCCGCUACAAGAUGAUCAAACACAGGAAGGACAAAGGAAACGAAGAUAAUCCAGAGAGAUUAAAGCUGUUGUCUAAGACGAAUGAGACGUGGAAGUAUGACGGGAUGAACACGGCUCAGUACCAUAUCAUCUCAAGAACAUAUCUGCCGCUCUACACCAACAUCACCGUCAACAUCGGCACCGCAGGAGGUCUGUACUGA